Messenger RNA from Dromiciops gliroides (monito del monte), 2591 nucleotides. It is a transcript of the gene TWNK, whose product is annotated as twinkle mtDNA helicase. The transcript has 6 exons. The coding region runs from base 271 to 2301 and encodes 676 amino acids. Gene Ontology annotation, biological process: mitochondrial DNA replication. NCBI's taxonomy places the organism in Eukaryota, Metazoa, Chordata, Mammalia, Microbiotheria, Microbiotheriidae. Gene Ontology annotation, cellular component: mitochondrion. Gene Ontology annotation, molecular function: 5'-3' DNA helicase activity; ATP binding; single-stranded DNA binding. The record is from RefSeq and is a predicted model, not a curated record.
CGGGAAUGGAUGUUGGGAGAAGGGGGCGGGGCGGAGCCGCCUGACUUCCGGCGCUGGGGAGGUCACUCUCGAGCUCGCAGAGUUUUGCUUCCGAGGUCGGUGACUGUAGCACGCGACUGGAUCCCACGUUGUUGGCGUUGGCGUCUCGGGGCUGGGAGCUAAGGAUCCCUGGCGCGGUGUUUGGGCGAGCUCUCGAGAAGGCUCCUGGGCCCUUGGGGAGUGGGAGGAUUAACCCGUAGAGCCUCAUGCCCAUGGAGGAGCCAGGCUGAGAUGUGGAUCUCUCCCCAAAGCGGGUGCUCCUUGCGGGCCCUGCUGACUUUUCGGUGGCCCAUAACAUGGAUAGGGUGCAGGGGCCUCCCCCGGGGUCCAAAACCCGGACCGCCUCGUAGGACCUAUCGGAAGGAGGUUCUGCCAGCCCCUGAAAUACCCGUGGUGCUUGUCACUGCAGCCGAGAUACGGCAAUAUCUUCGGUCCCGGGGUAUCCCAUUCCAGGAUGGACACAGCUGCCUGCGAACACCCAGCCCAUUCCUGGGGCCACGGGGCCCAGAGGCAAAGAACUGGACUGAGGGCAGCCCCCACACUCUUUUCAUUGACAAGACCACAGGCCACUUCCUUUGCACUGGCAGCCUGGCCGAGGGCAACUGGGAGGACUUCCAGGCGUCUGUGGAGGGUGGCGCAGCUGGGUCCUGGGCUAGUGAGGGUAGAGGAAGUGAGGCUGUAGACAGCCAAAGUGUUGAUGUGCUAAGGAUCUGGGAUCGGGCAGUGCCACUCCCUGAAUUGCCAGACCAGGAAGAGAUUCACAUGGCCCGUACAAUGUUCAACCUGGCAAAGGUGUCUGAUGCCACACUGAAGCACUUCAGUGUGCGCUAUCUUCGAGCUGCCAGAAGCUUGGUCUUUCCAUGGUUUUCCCCAGGGGGCUUGAGUCUUAGGGGACUGAAGCUGCUGAAGGCAGAAGGUAAAGGGGAUGGUGUCUGCUACGUGGAGACCACUCUUCCUCGACCCAGUGUCUACCAUAACUUAUUUGGGUUGCCAUUGAUCAACCAGCGAGAUGUGGAGGUGGUUUUAACCAGUCGGGAGCUGGAUAGCCUGGCUUUGCAUCAGGCCACAGGGCUGCCCACACUGGCACUACCUCGAGGAUUUGCCUGUUUGCCCCCUACCCUACUCCCUUACCUGGAACAGUUUCGGCGAAUUGUACUCUGGCUGGGUGAUGACUUGCGGGCAUGGGAGGCUGCUAAAUUGUUUGCUCGAAAGUUGAACCCCAAACGAUGCUCCUUAGUUAGGCCAGGAGACCAGCAGCCCCGCCCACUAGAAGCUCUGACCCAGGGCUUGAAUAUGCAGAGAAUACUAAGGUCAGCCCUGCCUGCUGGCCACAAGUCUAUAGUGUCUUUCCGGCAGCUGAGGGAAGAAGUUCUGGGAGAGCUGUCUAAUGUGGAACAAGUAGCUGGAGUACGAUGGGGACGUUACCCUGACCUCAACCGACUUUUGAAAGGCCAUCGAAAGGGCGAGCUAACUGUCUUCACAGGACCAACAGGCAGUGGGAAGACAACAUUCAUUAGUGAAUAUGCACUGGACCUGUGUACACAGGGAGUGAAUACACUGUGGGGUAGCUUUGAGAUCAGCAAUGUGCGGCUGGCCAGGAUCAUGCUGACCCAGUUUGCUAUGGGGCGACUUGAGGAAAGGCUGGAAGAGUAUGAUGAGUGGGCUGACCGCUUUGAAGACUUGGCACUUUAUUUUAUGACCUUCCACGGGCAGCAGAAUAUCCGGACUGUGGUGGACACGAUGCAGCAUGCUGUUUAUGUCUAUGAUAUCUGCCAUGUGAUCAUUGACAAUUUGCAGUUCAUGAUGGGACAGGAACAACUCUCCACCGACAGGAUUGCAGCCCAGGACUAUAUCAUAGGAGCCUUCCGGAAGUUUGCCACAGACAAUGGCUGCCAUGUGACCCUGGUCAUUCACCCCCGGAAAGAGGAUAAUGACAAAGAGCUGCAAACAGCAUCAAUCUUUGGUUCAGCCAAGGCCAGCCAGGAGGCAGACAACGUCUUGAUACUUCAGGACAAGAAGCUGACAACAGGUCCAGGGAAACGCUACCUACAAGUGGCUAAGAACCGUUUUGAUGGGGACGUGGGUGUCUUCCCCCUGGAAUUCAAUAAGAGUUCACUGACAUUCUCGACCCCAGCCAAGGGCAAGGCCCGACUCAAGAAGGUCAAAGAUAAUGAACCAGACCCCCCAAAGCCUCCAUCUAGGAAAGGAGGGGGAGCAACUGGGAAGCAAAAGGACAAAGUAGCCCAGACCCCUCCUCCCUGACAGCCAUAUUGAGAGCAGUGUGGAUGCUGUGUUCAAGGAGCUCCCCAUACCCUUUUGGGGUGAAAUCUAGCUAUGAGCUUGGCCUUGCCUUUGUGGGAGUUGCUGAGUAGGAAUGUCCUUUCAUGUGCCUUGGUAUGGAAGCCAAGAGAGUUGGCAGUCCUGGAAGAGGUUUGGUCAUGGGGCCAUCCUCAGGACUGUGUGGAUCUGACCCCAGUGGAAGUAAUCAAUAGCUCUGAAGAGAGCUGAGUCACAGGGCUUUUCUGUAGGAAAAUAAACCUAUUUUUGUCACA